Messenger RNA from Morchella sextelata, 732 nucleotides. RefSeq lists its product as uncharacterized. Bases 1 to 732 code for a protein of 243 amino acids. The record is from RefSeq and is a predicted model, not a curated record. The transcript has a single exon. Lineage: Eukaryota; Fungi; Ascomycota; Pezizomycetes; Pezizales; Morchellaceae.
AUGCCACCCAAAAAAGGCGACCAUAUCAGCCCCCUCGCCCGGAUCCGCAAAGAGUCCAACCCGCCCUGGCCGCCCGCCUCCAAGAAGCUCAUCUCGAUGGCGCACGCCUUCUCGCGCCUCUGGUGGGAGCUCUGGGAGUACCAUGACGAAGCGCGGUGGAUCCUCGAGGGCGAGGUCGAGGCCGUCUGCGACGAGAUCGAGCAGCUGCGCGCCAUCGUCCUCGUGGAGGACGAGAGCCUGGACCCCGUGGAGCGCAGCCCCGAGAUGAAGAGGGCCCAGGAGCACCUGGUGCUCGACUACCAGGAGGCCAUGGUGAUGCAGAAGAAGAUGCGCGCCUGGACGGCGAAUUGUAGGACGUAUCUGAGGAGGCUGGUGAAGGAGCGGAGGGCCUUGGUUGCGCAGAUUGUUAGUGAGGGUAAUGGGUUGGGGAGCAUUGGGAUGGACCGGUGGAGGUAUUGGUUUAUGGGGUCUUUUGAUAAGCUUGGGAGAGAGGAGGUCGUGUUCCAUUUGCCGCUUGAGGACUUUAUCAGGUGCAAAGGUUCGGCCAAGGAGCACGCCAGGAUUAGGCUGGAGGAGUAUGGUGAAGGCUAUGAAAGUGAUGACAGCAAAGACGAAUUGGAGAAUGAUGCGGUAUAUUUAGACCAGGGAUUGGUGCCAAUAGCUGUUCAUGUGGACGAAAUACAUUUCGAUAGAGGGAGGGAGAUCUAUCAUCUUGUCCUUGAGGGGAAUUAA